Messenger RNA from Frankliniella occidentalis (western flower thrips), 1414 nucleotides. RefSeq lists its product as uncharacterized. Bases 206 to 964 code for a protein of 252 amino acids. The record is from RefSeq and is a predicted model, not a curated record. Gene Ontology annotation, cellular component: nucleus; transcription regulator complex. NCBI's taxonomy places the organism in Eukaryota, Metazoa, Arthropoda, Insecta, Thysanoptera, Thripidae. Gene Ontology annotation, molecular function: DNA binding. The transcript has 3 exons. Gene Ontology annotation, biological process: regulation of transcription by RNA polymerase II.
CGAGCCGAAGCCUGCCUUCAGUUGUGCUUCGGCCGUGCCGUGGCGUGCUCUCUGCGAGCGUGCCGACGCCGUCCUCGCCGCCGUGGCUCGCCGCGUGUCGCCGCGCUUCGCCGCGCUUGAGGCCGGAGCGUCGCCGAGCGUCGUGGACCUCGAGGAGCCCACCUGCCCGCCGGCGGCGUCCCCUACCGUGCCGCCCGCCGCCGCCAUGGAGGCCGCCAACCCCAAGCCCAUGGACAUCUCCCUGCUCAUCGAGGAGGUGCAGAAGCGGCCCGCGCUCUGGGACCAGAGCAACCAGCACCGCCACAACCGGGAGGUCCUCGACGUGCUGUGGGAGGAAGUGGCGAGGGUGUUCAACGCCGUGCCCGACGAGAUCCGGAAGAAGUGGAAGGGACUCCGCGACACGUUCCGCAAGGAGCUGCGCAAGUACCCCAACGGCUUCGACGGCGACCUGCCCGAGGACGAGUUCCCGCAGUGGGUGUUCUUCAAGCCGCUCUACUCCUUCCUCAAGGGGCAGAUGAAGGCGCGCAAGAACGACGCGAUGCAGCCCAACGGCUACCACUACGUGAACGUGGGCGGCAACUGGGUGCCCAAGGACGACGGCGACGAGGACACGGCCGAGGACCUGCUCGACCGCGCCGACCUGGAGCCCAUCGUGGCCUGCGACACGCUGCGGGAGCUCGGUGCUCGCGGGCUGAAGCGCGCCGCCACGGACGACCUCCUCGCGGACGACGAGGACUACCACUUCUUCUUGAGCCUGCUGCCGCACGUCCGCAAGCUGGAGCCGGUCCGCAAGCUGCAGAUCCGGGCCCGGAUCCAGGACAUGAUCUGCCGCGAGGUGUACGGCGACCCGGAGCUGCAGGGUGGCGUCGGCACGGUGGUGUCGGCGGCGUCGCCGUCGUCCGUGAUCGUCUCGCAGUCGGACGUCGUCCUCUGCGACGUCAAACCUUUCGUGACGCAACUCUGAACUCAAGAGCGGGAUAAACCGCCCGUUAAACUGAAAGGCCUGUAGUGACCUGAAGUCUGUAGUGACCUGUGGCCCAAGUGAAGCAAAUAAGACUGAUGACUAUCUUGUUUCGCGCCUGCUUUGGGACCCAUUCAUUCAGUGAUACGAUGAAUGACAGAGCAGGCUGCCGACACGAGAGCGUACCUGAUUGUGAAGUACAACAUAUCUGCUAGAUAUCAGCGCUGUACUGUGUAUAUAUCUUCGGAUGUUUCUUAUUUCAUUCAUUGUUCUGCGGUUCACUGUAUGGAGAAUCUCAAACUUCUGAAGAAGACAAACAGGAGGAUCGGCCGGGGACAAAUGUAAAACGGCAUUUGUUCUUAGCUAAAGACGACCUCUUGUUCCCUAUUUUUGUUACAAGUAUUAUUUUGUGAUCUCUGUCUUAUUGGAUUAGAUGUAAACUUUAGGAAUCAA